Podarcis raffonei (Aeolian wall lizard) is the source of this 5513-nucleotide messenger RNA. RefSeq names its product activity dependent neuroprotector homeobox (gene ADNP). The record is from RefSeq and is a predicted model, not a curated record. The transcript has 6 exons. Gene Ontology annotation, cellular component: nucleus. Gene Ontology annotation, molecular function: DNA binding. Gene Ontology annotation, biological process: regulation of gene expression. NCBI's taxonomy places the organism in Eukaryota, Metazoa, Chordata, Lepidosauria, Squamata, Lacertidae. Bases 816 to 4442 code for a protein of 1208 amino acids.
GCCUCCUAGCGGAGCCGGGGCAGAUCCCGCCGCCGGCUGCCUUUCUCGCGAGAAUCCCCCCACUCUGACGGGGUUAUGUAACCCGCUCCCCUCACCCACCCACCUACUUUUUUAAAGGGCCCGCUUCUCCUCACGCCGGGAGGGGAGGCGCGACUGAGGAAAAAAAAAAAAACAAACAAGUCCCAUUGCCGGGGUCCGGCCUCGUCCCGGCUCAAUGCCCCUCACAGGAAGGGGGGGCGUGUGCGCCCGUGCCCGCGAGUCCCCCUCCUCUCCGGCCGGACAAUGAGUCCCAUAUGCUAAUGAGCGCCCCACGUCACUUCCGCUCUUUCUCGGCCGCCAUCUUGGCCAGGGCAGGUUCUGGGCAGGAGGGACCCGGCUGUAUUGUCUGCAGGGCGCCUAGGGAGCCCCCCCUCCCCUUCCCCGCGGCCCGGAGCCCGACGCCCCUCGCCCCGGUGACGGAGCCGCUGCCGCCGCCGCCGCCCCCUCAUCCCCGCUGAGGGCCCAGCCCCCGCCCUGCCCCCCGCGCAGCCGGCCCCCCCGGCGCAGCCCGCCAUCCAGCCCCCUUUGUCUCCCCCGCACCGCCGGCUCCGCUGCCCGCCCGCCCUGCCGGGAGCCGCUAGCAGGAGCAGCAGCGCCACCGCCGCCGGGGGAAAGAGCGCCCGCCGCUGCUGAGGAGGGAGCGCGAGACCCAGCCAGAGUGUUUUGAUGGGAACUGGAAGCAGUUGGAUAGCAACCGAUCAACACAUUUAUUGCAAUGUGCAAUGAAGCCAGAGCAUCCUAGAAAAAUGAAAGAACCAUAGCUUCCAAUAGAAACUAUGUUCCAACUUCCUGUCAACAACCUUGGCAGUUUAAGAAAAGCCCGGAAAACUGUGAAAAAAAUACUAAGUGACAUUGGUUUGGAAUACUGUAAAGAGCAUAUAGAAGAUUUUAAGCAGUUUGAACCCAAUGACUUCUAUCUGAAAAACACUACAUGGGAAGAUGUUGGAUUGUGGGAUCCUUCACUUACAAAAAAUCAGUACCUGUACAAAAGAGACCUGUCGACAGAAGCAAUCAAUCCAGCAGAUUCCCAAGUAGCCACCAUGACCAAGACCAAAGAGCUGUCCAAGGAUGUCAGGGACAAGAUUGUAGACCUGCACAAGGCUGGACUGGGCUACAAGACUAUUGCCAAGCAGCUUGGUGAGAAGGUGACAACAGUUGGUGCAAUCAUUCGCAAAUGGAAGAAACACAAAAUAACCGCCAACCUCCCUCGGUCUGGGGCUCCAUGCAAGAUCUCAUCUCGUGGAGUUGAAAUGAUCAUGAGCAAGGACUAUCGGACAAAACCCUUUUGCUGCAGUGCAUGUCCAUUUUCCUCAAAGUUCUUUUCUGCCUACAAAAGUCACUUCCGGAAUGUUCAUAGUGAAGACUUUGAAAACAGGAUCCUUCUCAAUUGUCCCUACUGUACUUUCAAUGCAGACAAAAAGACUUUGGAAACGCAUAUUAAAAUAUUUCAUGCUCCAAAUGCCAAUACACCAAGUGGAGGCAUCAGCACUUUUAAAGAUAAAAACAAGCAUGAUAGCCUUAAACCUAAGCAGGCUGACAGUGUAGAACAAGCUGUUUAUUACUGUAAGAAGUGCACUUACCGAGAUCCUCUCUACGAAAUAGUUAGAAAGCACAUUUACAGGGAACAUUUUCAGCAUGUUGCUGCACCUUAUAUAGCAAAGGGAAGUGAGAAGUCACUCAAUGGGAUUGUACCCUUAAGUUCCCGAGAAGAGGGCAUGAUUCACUGCAAACGCUGCCUUUUUAUGCCGAAGUCGUAUGAAGCUUUAGUACAGCAUGUUAUUGAAGACCACGAGCGUAUAGGAUACCAAGUGACAGCAAUGAUAGGGCAUACAAAUGUGGUAGUUCCAAGAUCCAAACCUUUAAUGCUAAUUGCUCCAAAACCACAGGAUAAAAAGCCUAUGGGACUUCCUCAGAGGAUGGGUGCCCUGUCCCCUGGAAAUGUCCGGUCUCUUCCAUCACAGCAAAUGAUGAAUCGACUGAAUAUACCAAAGCCUACGUUAAAUUCUGGAGGAGUAAAUAUGAUGUCCAACGUUCAUUUGCAACCGAACAACUAUGGUGUGAAAUCGGUACCGCCAAGUUACGUUGGUCACACGGGAGGAAGGCUAAGUUUAACAGGUAGUUCUCCAGUUUCCCUAUCCCAGCAGUCUCAAUCAAUGAAGCAGUAUUCCCCAAGUGGAAACGGGCGACCUUACCCUCUUGGAGGGGAACCAAGAUCGCAGGCUACAGCAAGGUACUCUCUUUCGUCUGCCAACUCAUCUUCACUUUCAUCAGGGUCACUGAAAUCAACAUCAUUAGGUCAGUCUCAGGCAGCAUCCAGAAUAUUAUCCCAGUCCACACCCAAGCCUCUUGCCGUUGGCCCUAUAUGUACCACUUCUGCCAAUACUUCAUCAACUCAGAAAUGGAAGAUUUGUACAAUCUGCAAUGAGCUCUUCCCUGAAAACGUGUACAGUGUUCAUUUUGAGAAAGAGCACAAGGCCGAAAAGGUGCCCGCAGUUGCUAACUACAUCAUGAAAAUACAUAAUUUUACUAGCAAAUGUUUAUACUGUAAUCGCUACUUACCUACUGACACGCUGCUCAACCACAUGUUAAUCCAUGGUCUAUCCUGUCCCUACUGCCGCUCAACGUUCAACGAUGUUGAGAAGAUGGCUGCUCACAUGCGAAUGGUUCAUGUCGAUGAAGAAAUGGGGCCCAAAACUGAUUCCACGUUAACGUUUGAUUUGACGUUGCAGCAGGGUAGCCACACCAAUAUACACUUGCUUGUAACUACCUACAACUUGAGAGAUGCCCCUGCCGAAUCCGUUGCUUACCAUGCUCAAAAUACUGCUCCAGUUCCUCCAAAACCACAGCCAAAAAUUCAGGAGAAGACAGAUGUACCUGUAAAAAGUUCUCCUCAAGCGGCAGUCCCCUACAAAAAAGAUGUGGGGAAAACCCUUUGCCCUUUGUGCUUUUCAAUCCUGAAAGGACCCAUUUCUGAUGCUCUGGCCCAUCACUUAAGGGAGAGACAUCAAGUUAUUCAAACAGUUCAUCCAGUAGAGAAAAAGCUUACGUAUAAAUGUAUUCAUUGCCUUGGAGUGUACACGAGUAACAUGACUGCCUCAACUAUAACCCUGCACCUUGUCCACUGCAGGGGUGUGGGGAAGACUCAGAACGGUCAAGACAAAGGUAAUGUUCCCUCCCGACUAAAUCAGUCUCCAGGUGCAGGACCUGUGAAACGUACCUAUGAACACAUGGAAUUCUCUCUGCUGAAGAAAAGAAAAAUGGAUGAUGACGAUUCCCCUUCCGUCUUUGAGGAGAAGCCUGAAGAACCUGUAGUGCUGGCUUUAGAUCCCAAGGGUCAUGAAGAUGAUUCUUACGAAGCUAGAAAAACAUUUCUCACCAAGUAUUUCAAUAAGCAACCGUAUCCCAGUCGGAGGGAGAUUGAAAAGUUAGCUGCUAGUCUCUGGCUUUGGAAAUCCGACAUUGCUUCACACUUCAGCAACAAAAGAAAGAAAUGCGUUAGAGAUUGUGAAAGGUAUAAACUGGGUGUCUUGCUAGGUUUCAACAUGAAAGAACUGAACAAGGUUAAACACGAAAUGGAUUUUGAUGCCGAGUGGUUGUUUGAGAACCACGACGAAGAGAAUUCCAGAGUCAACCCUAGCAAAACUGUUGAUAAAAAGAUAAAUCUAGAGAAAGAUAAUGAAAGUUCCUCAGACAGUUUUGAGAACAUAGAACAGGAGUUCAACGAAAGCAAUAGUCCAUUUGCAGAAUCUGUGUCUAACUCUGGUCGCAAAACAUCUAUUAAUAGUAUAAAUGAGACACCGGAUGAAAGCAUAUCUAAGGAGACAACUGAAGAAGCCACUUUGGAGUCUCCAGAAAAAAUAGACCAAAAGGAGGAUGGAGACCCAAAAUACAAGGAGAGUAGCUCUGCAGAAGAACCAACAAAGCUGGUAGCUGAAGGUUCAGACAGUGAAGGUGACCAAGAAGACCAAGAUGAUCCCAUUGAAUGGAAAGUAGAAGCAUCGCCAUCUGAAAGCGUACCUGGUUCUCAGCAAGUGUCUGACUUUGAAGAUAAUACAUCUGAAGUGAAACCAGAAACGUGGACGGAUGAAUCAUCCCAAAGUGAAGAUGCUACUAAUAGUAAACCAGUUGCAGAAACUAAAGGUGCCGCCUCUGAGAGUGACGAAGAACAGUCAAAGUGGAAGAAUAGUUCCUAUGGAAAAGUGGGCGAGUUUUGGUCCAAGGACCAGUCACAGUGGAAAAAUGCAACAGAAAUCGAAGAGAGCUUGUCAAAUCAGCAGAUGGAGUGGCAGAACAGCACAAUUGACAGCGAGGACGGAGAACAGUUUGACAGUGUGACUGAUGGGGUUACGGAAUCGAUGCACAGCACCCUAACUGGGGUAGAGCUGAGUAGUCAGCAAGCAUAAGCUGUUAAAACUCGAGACUCCAUAUCUUCCACUUGACAACCGUCUAAACAUUUUCAUUUCAGAACGACUGCUAAGUUCAUUGUAAACUGGUACUGCCUUUUGAAUGCAAGGUCACCUGGUUAGUGGCUGCGAGGCUGCCACACCGAUUCCAGUUCUUAUUUCAAAGUAUGCUGUUGGCAAAUCUCACUUGAGAGUAUCUGCUGUGACGAGCACAGUAACUUAAUGUGAAAAUGGAUAUGUUGGUGGCUUCCAGUUGCUCACUGAAGAAAAGCAAAGGUUUUAUUUUAUUGGCAUUUUCAACAUAUUUCACUCUGUAUAUGUUCAGCUGUAUGUCUUUUUAAACAUUACCCUUUUUCACAUGGUAGUUUUAGGGCCAACAUAUGAGCUACCAAUUCAAUGUGUAUAGUAGGACUCUGGGGAAAUUGUUUUUUUUCAUGUAUCAUUCUGAAUAGUUGAAAUGUAUAUUUGUACAGUCUUUUAGACCUAUUCAAGUGAUGCUUAUGCUAUUGUUCUUGUGUACCCAUCAUAGAUUUGGUUCUUUUUUCCUUUUUUUUAGUGUUGCCCUGCUGUGUAAUAAAUGCUGUAUCUAGUUUACCUAGCAAAAAGCUUGAAACUGCUAUAGUAAGAAUUUUGACAGACUUAGUUUUUGCACAUAACCUUGUACAAUCUCAAAACAGAGGCCAGCAACAUAAAAGUAUAUCUGGACUCUAUUGUAUUAUAGAAUUUUCUUGUUCUUGAAUAUCCUUGACAUUACAACUGAUGACUAUGUAUUUCAGAGCCAUUUUCUGAAAUCUUUUAAGCUAAAAAAAAAAAAUCACAUGCAAGAAACAAGUUUGCAGCUACUAAUUUUGACACCUUUUAGAUCUGUAUAAAAGUGUACUGUGUUAAAGCAGCAUACGGAAAUGAGUGCUGCAUUUUUGGAUAUUUAGUUUUAUCUUUAGUUAACACCAACAUGGUGUUGUAUUCAUUUAUACCAUCUAAUAUAUGACACAUUGUUGUAGUAUGGAUAAUUUGUGAUCUUUAUUUCCCCUUUGUAUUCAUUUAAGCAUCUAAAUAAAUUGCUGUAUUGUG